AUGUAUUUAGGAGCAAUGCAUUUAGCAAAAAUCAUGCUGUUGUCGGAUGAUGUUUUAUUUCUUUCAUCACAUCUUAAUUUUUGCUUAUUCUUCACUGUUGAUUUUCAUAUUGUUUGCUUCAGCACAUGUGCAUAUGACAUGGAUAUAUGUUUGUACUUUGAUUUGAUGUUCUCACUCAACGAUGUUUUGUUGACUAAAAACAAACAUAUGUUCUCUAAUCUAAUGUCUAAACUUAUGGUGCUUGAUACUUAUGAGAAUCUUUUGUGA
Clunio marinus is the source of this 267-nucleotide messenger RNA. The record is from the annotation of a GenBank genome assembly. NCBI's taxonomy places the organism in Eukaryota, Metazoa, Arthropoda, Insecta, Diptera, Chironomidae.